AUGUUAAAGUCAAAGGAAGAGCACAAGGAGCAGCCUAUGGAACAAGUUGGAAGGUUUAUACACGAAAUGACACCUGAGGCGGACAUUAUUUCCAGCAGAUAUACAAAAAGUGUCAUUAAAUCUUCUGCAGCAUUGUCUUAUGUUGAGGCACAAGCUAGGAUGGAUGACAGUCGGUUGAUGGAUCCACUAACUACAGAUUUGAGGAAUAUGAAUAGUUUAGCUAAGAAAAUGAGAUUAAGGCGUAUUGAGAGAGGAGCUUUGACUCUUGCAUCUGCUGAAGUCAAAUUUCAAAUUGACACAGAGACUCAUAAUCCCCUUGAUAUUGGCAUGUACCAGAUCCGGGAAGCCAACCAAAUGGUGGAGGAGUUUAUGCUUGCUGCUAAUGUUUCAGUUGCACAACAAAUUCUUAAAAGUUUUCCUUUGUGUUCCUUAUUAAGGCGUCAUCCAACUCCAACUAGAGAGAUGCUUGAACCCUUGCUACGUACUGCUGCUGCAGUUGGCCUGCACUUGGAUAUCUCAUCAUCGAAAGCAUUGGCUGAUUCUCUUGACCAUGCUGUGGGUGAUGAUCCUUACUUCAACAAGUUAAUCCGCAUUCUGGCAACUAGAUGCAUGACUCAGGCAGUUUAUUUCUGUAGCGGGGAUCUUAGCCCUGCAGAGUAUCAUCAUUAUGGGCUUGCAGCUCCUUUAUAUACCCAUUUCACUUCACCUAUAAGAAGAUAUGCAGAUGUCAUUGUGCACAGGCUACUUGCUGCUUCUUUAGGAAUAUCCAAGUUACCAUCUGUAUUUCAAGACAGGCUGGAGCUCACUGGAAUUGCAGACAAUUUAAAUUAUCGGCACAGGAAUGCUCAGAUGGCAGGGCGGGCCUCUGUAGAGCUGUACACACUCAUUUAUUUCCGGGCGAAGUCAACAGAUGAGGAGGCUAGGAUAGUGAAAAUAAGAUCUAAUGGAUUUUUUGUGUUUGUUCCCAAAUAUGGCAUAGAAGGACCUGUAUAUUUGACAACAAAAGCAGAAAAGGGAGGUGGAGAAUGGUAUGUAGAUGAGCAACAGCAGAAGAUUAAAAAGAUGGAUGGUAGUGUUUCAUACAGCGUUUUGCAGACAGUGAAAAUUCACAUGGAGGUUGUGGAGCCUCAGCCUAACCGGCCAAAACUUCAGCUUACUCUCAUCUAGAGGAAUGAAAAACUUGUGUUGGACGGAGCACAGGAUUUAUGAACAAAGGUUGAAGAGUGGAAGGAGCAAAAGUUGUGGAUAAUUCUGAAUUCGAACGGCUUUAGUGUAUAUUUUGAAAAAUAUGAAUAGACAUUAUAUAUUUAUUUGAACACAAGUCAAAUUUGUCACUACAAACUUAGUUCUGUGAAUGAUAGGCCUUCAAAUUUCGUAUGCUAGGUCAGGAUGCUAUUGAUUUUCAUUCAUCUUUUAAAGUUGGUUUUGAUAAUUUUAUUAUCUGUGAAAAAUAUAAUGUAUGUUUCACUUCGAUGAGAGUAUCAUAAUUGUUUCCCUCGAUUGUAAUC
This is a messenger RNA of Gastrolobium bilobum, 1508 nucleotides long. RefSeq names its product exosome complex exonuclease RRP44 homolog A-like. The coding region runs from base 1 to 1167 and encodes 388 amino acids. Gene Ontology annotation, biological process: rRNA catabolic process. Gene Ontology annotation, molecular function: RNA binding; endonuclease activity; 3'-5'-RNA exonuclease activity. The transcript is spliced from 13 exons. Lineage: Eukaryota; Viridiplantae; Streptophyta; Magnoliopsida; Fabales; Fabaceae. Gene Ontology annotation, cellular component: nuclear exosome (RNase complex); cytoplasmic exosome (RNase complex). The record is from RefSeq and is a predicted model, not a curated record.